CUCUCUAGAGUCACUCCGACCCGUGCAUUUACCGUUGUUCAUCGAAUGUCUUACCAUUCUCCGGCGCAUGUUGGAUUAAGCAAGCGUUCUAUGUUUGCCGCAAAGGAUAUACUAAGCAAUGUUGAUUAUUUGAAACCUUCGAAAGAUUUGUCGUUAGUAAAAGAGUCUUGCAAUGGCCUUACUGCACUCCACAAUGGCUAUUCGGGGCGGCAUUCGGAUUCUGCGAAUGUUCCCGAAAAUUAUGUAGGCUUCUCAAAUCUUCCGAAUCAGAUAUAUCGGCGAGCUGUUCGUCGCGGUUUCGAGUUUAACCUGAUGGUAGUCGGCGAAUCAGGAUUGGGAAAAUCUACAUUCAUUAAUUCCUUAUUUUUGAGCGAAGUGUACAAUUCAGACUACCCUGGCCCUAGUUAUCGGGUGAAAAGUACUCCCUCAAUUCAGACACAAACGUUUUUACUCAAGGAACAGGGGGUUUUCUUAAAGCUGAGACUGGUAGACACUCCUGGUUUUGGCGACGCCGUUGAUAACACUGACUGUUGGCAGCCGAUUAUCGAUUACAUUGAUGCCCAGUUUGAUGAGUACAUCAGGGGAGAAAGUCGCGUCUCUCGUUCAUCCAACUCUCUUACCGAUCAACGGAUACACGCACUCAUUUAUUUCAUCGCUCCCACAGGUCAUUCUUUGAAACAACUGGAUAUUGAGUUCCUGACUAGGAUCCAGGAUAAAGUGAACGUUAUACCGGUGAUUGCAAAAGCGGACACAUUGACCGUGGAUGAGCUGCAUGGCUUCAAAAGAACCAUCUUGAACGAACUCAACGCUCAUAAAAUCCGUGUGUUCGAAUUUCCCGAUCCACCCGAUUGCAAUGAUCGUGGCAACGAAGAAGAGCCGCUGAAAAUCAAACGGCUACGGGAUCGCAUCCCCUUCGCGGUUGUCGGGGCCAACACUCUGGUGGUGGGUGAGAGUGGCGCUCACAUUCGAGCCCGAUCUUAUCCGUGGGGAGUGGUUGAAGUGGAGAAUAUGGAUCACAAUGACUUCGCUGCUCUGCGUUAUCUUCUACUGACCGCGUUCCUACAGGACUUACGCGAUGUAACCCACUACGUGCACUACGAAAAUUAUCGAAGCACUAAAUUGUGCAACAUUGCGAUGGAAAGUCGCUUCCAGACGCGAGAUGGCAAAGACCCAAUGACUUCCAUGGAAGCGGAGCGAAAGGAACAUAACGCAAAAAUGCGCAAAAUGGAGACAGAAAUGGAGGCGGUUUUUGAGCAAAAGGUUCAAGAAAAAAAUCAAAAACUGCGUGAAUUCGAAAACGAUCUGGUCCGUCGAGGGGAACAAAUGCGCGAGCAAUUGCGGGUUCAGGAACAGGAGCUGGAUACCGCUCGACGUGCUUUUGAGUUGGAGCGCUCAAAUUGGGAACAGACUUGGCGUGAAUGGGAUAUUGGCGCAGAAUUAGGGGCCAAUGGAGUCGGGAUCGGUUUGGGGGAACGUGUAAUGAGCGAAGUGAUAAAAGAACGAGUGAAAACGGAGAAGAAACGCAAGGGUUUAUUCUGAUGGCCAGUUACGUUUUUUGAUCAGUUGUUUUUGCUUUGUUUUGGGUACUUUCUUACGUUAACUGCAAUCUCCUUUCGAAUUUCCUUACCAACAAUUAAGCGCAUUUAGAAGCACAGGGCUUCUCGCUUCUGCAUUUGUACCGACAUUUUUACUCGACAGUUUUUCUUUCCGUCCUUUCUUCCCUUCCCUUACGAAAACGCUGCUUCAAGUCCCCUUCAAUCGGCCACACUUUCCCAUUAUCUAAGUGUACUUAUUGACGUCUUUGUAACAACUGCAAAAGUCAGACAAUUUUGGUGGUUCCACGUUGCUCUCAGAACCGUGAAUUAUUGUGAACUUCUUUACUACGUGGGUGUAUUUAUCCGUCUCUUCCUUUGUUUUAUUACGUUUUUGUCCCGAUCAAGUGAUUUUACUUUCCCAGGAUGCUUUUUUGUCCCGUCUUCCAUAGUGGUGCAGCGACCCAUUACUACUCCUUAUUAAC
Messenger RNA from Dicrocoelium dendriticum, 2017 nucleotides. NCBI's taxonomy places the organism in Eukaryota, Metazoa, Platyhelminthes, Trematoda, Plagiorchiida, Dicrocoeliidae. The record is from the annotation of a GenBank genome assembly.